Messenger RNA from Ostreobium quekettii, 1650 nucleotides. The record is from the annotation of a GenBank genome assembly. Lineage: Eukaryota; Viridiplantae; Chlorophyta; Ulvophyceae; Bryopsidales; Ostreobiaceae.
AUGGCGCGGCCUCGCGUAAAGGUCAGCCAGGCCUCCCACGCCCAGCGCGACGCCUCUCCCUCAGUGGACGCCAUCCAGCCUCCGACGCCCCCUCACAUUCAGGACGCCCCCGCCGCGAGGAGCAACGCGGAUGCCACGACCAACGAUGGGCGCGACUCGCGCGCCCAGAGUCCCAGGCCGCCGGGCGGACCCUCGCGCAGCGCCUCAUCUGCUCCUGUGCCGCGGCUUCUCGCGGCGAAGCGAAGGAUUAGACAAGAAGGCGCCUCAAAGAAGGGGUCCAGGAAGUUGCGGGCGGGGGCUGAUUUGGAUAAGGGGGCAGCAAAAGUUGGCAGGCGCACCGCGGACAAUCUACCGGGGGAGUUGUUGUCUGAUGAGGAUGCGUCCUCGGAAGGACCGAGGCGAGGCGGUGGGGCGAAAGGCGUGUCUCCAGCUGAGUCGGUGGAGCUUGAUGACGGGAUUGGUGGCGGAUCCCACGGCCUGGAGGCUGGUGGACGCGGGCGCAAAGGGACCAGGAAGGCACCGAGCAGGCGCCUGGUCGCGAAGAAGCGACCUCUGGAGGAACAAACGGGAAAGGGAGGCAAAAUACAAAGUGAACAAAGGUAUCCCACUCGAAGGAAAAGACUCAAAGUCAGCCUGAAGGAGACCAACGAUGCCGAGACUGAUGAGGGGCUCAACGGGGAAGGUGCUGCCACAGAUGAAGAUGAAGAACUCGACAAUUCAGGGAAAGAUGAGUUGGGCAGGCAGGCAGGCUCGAGAAAACACCAAACAGCCCACACCAGUGACAAGAAAGGGCCAGCGGGAAGUAAGAGACGUAAAAGACAGCAGAGGAAGCAAAUGAAGGAUCUGCUUAAAGUCCAGGACCUGGGCAGUUUGUGUAUGUCGGACUUAAUCAGGAGGAGCCAGUUUAUGGAGCACAAGAAGGAAAUGAAAGCCCGCAGAGAUCAGGAUGAGAAGCAGAAAAAAAACGGAAAAUGUAAAGAGGCGCCCACUGUGCAGGAUAUUCAAGCAAGUCAGCAGGGAUCUAGAAUUGCUCCGCAAGUCCAGGUUAUUGAUGGUCGCAUUGUACUAAACACCCAAAGCCUGGAAGUGCAUGCCCAAGAAAGCGGAUUGGCUGGCUACCAAAGGGUCGAGGAAGGCGAGGACAGGCUGGUGAACUCUCACACUUACUCGAAUUGGAUCAAACCCAAGAGGUGGAAGAAGGAGGACUCGCUGCUUCUCUAUGAGGGCCUCCGACAGUUUGGAACCGACUUCACCCUUAUUGGGCAAUUAUUUCCAGACAGGCAAAGAAAACAACUCAAAACGAAGUUCCAGAAAGAAUGGCGUGCAAACCCAAAGAAGAUGGAGGCAAUCGUGGCGGGCAGGAGCAAUACGGAAGGGCAGCAGAUGUACAAAGUUUUACUGGACAAAUUGGAACUCCGGCGGCGAGAAAAAGAGACUCGCCGUGGCGAACCGACAACUUGCGACGCUGAGGAGGGCAAACAAGGUGCAAAUGAUCAGCAGGCAGAGAAAACACAAGCUGAGCAGCAGAGGGAUGCCGCUAGUGGGCCUGCCAGGACCACUGCUGAGGUGCCUGAUGAUGAUCCAAAGCAUGAGGAGGCAUGGGCGGACGACGAUGGAUAUGUCGAUGAAGAAGACUACUAUUACAUGUAG